Messenger RNA from Eucalyptus grandis, 882 nucleotides. RefSeq names its product transcription factor CPC. Gene Ontology annotation, biological process: cell differentiation. The record is from RefSeq and is a predicted model, not a curated record. Gene Ontology annotation, cellular component: nucleus. NCBI's taxonomy places the organism in Eukaryota, Viridiplantae, Streptophyta, Magnoliopsida, Myrtales, Myrtaceae. Gene Ontology annotation, molecular function: transcription cis-regulatory region binding. Bases 334 to 600 code for a protein of 88 amino acids. The transcript is spliced from 3 exons.
CGCUGCUCUCUCACCGAGGCUCGCUCACCGAGUCUGCAAAUUGCAAAGCAUCAUCUCACUCUCUCUCUCUCCCCCCCUCUGCUGUGUCGAGAAAUGAACAUCGAGAAACCCGUUAAAACCCAAUUCAGGAUAUGAAUUUCUUUUCAUUCCUUUAUUCUUUUUUCAUUUCCCUCCAAGCAAAUCCCUCUCCUGAGAAACUAUUAAAUAUCACUCGCUUCUUCUUCCCAUAACCACUAACCAGUUCUUGCUGUGCCACCGUCAAACUCUUUCUUCUUGUUUUCUCUCUCUCUCUCUCAAACACACAGAGACACGCACAGUCUUGUCCCAAGGAAGAUGGAUAAACAACGCCGCCAUAAGCAAGCCAGGACCAGCAGUUGUUGCUCCGACGAGGUGAGCAGCAUUGAGUGGGAGUUCAUAAACAUGUCAGAGCAAGAAGAAGACCUUAUUUACAGAAUGUACAAGCUCGUUGGCGACAGGUGGGCGUUGAUUGCGGGUCGGAUUCCGGGCCGGAAGGCUGAGGAAAUUGAGAGAUUUUGGAUCAUGAGACAUGGAGAGGUGUUUGCUGAGAGAAGGAGACAGCUGAGAAGACACAAGUCCUGAUGUUAAAUGCCAAUUUCCUUCUAAAACAUCAGAUUUCUAGAUAUCUAGAUUUUUUCUCUCUGCUCUAUCCUCUGUUACUUAUUUUUUGGGGUGCUAAAUCUGUAGCUUCUCUCCUUUUCCUAGGAUUAGUUCGGAUUAGAUUAGAUUAGAUUAGAUUAGAUUAGAUUAGAUGCGUAAAGUGUCACAAGGUUUUUUGGGUUGGAUGAAAUUGAAAGUACCUAUGGCUGUGACAUUCCCAUUUGGCUAGAUUAUUAAUGAGACGGAACAUUUGGGCUCUCGAAA